Lottia gigantea (owl limpet) is the source of this 1380-nucleotide messenger RNA. RefSeq lists its product as hypothetical. Lineage: Eukaryota; Metazoa; Mollusca; Gastropoda; Lottiidae. The transcript is spliced from 8 exons. The annotation marks the transcript as partial. The record is from RefSeq and is a predicted model, not a curated record.
GUACCAACUGAAGAUCCCAGCGGUCAAAGUACUGUUAUGAGUAGAGGUGAUUAUUAUAGGAUUCUUCAAGCAGCCAGAGUUUAUACCAAGGAAGAAAAAGAAGCUCAGUUGGAAGCUUUAAAGAGACAGAAAGAACAAGCUCUGGAUGAAGCCCAAGAAAGAAAGAAUUUUAUGAAAUCCAUGGAUUUAAGCAGACGGAAAAAUGAAAAGUUAAAUGAACUUGAAGAAGAAGCUAAGCUUAAAGCAGAACAUUUAUUAGCUAAAGCCAAUGAAAUGAGACAAGAACAGGAAGAUGAAAUCAAACAUCUUAAUGAAUUGAUAUUAAAUGCUAAAUGCCAUGCUAUAAGAGAUGCACAGAUAGUUGAGAAGAAACAAAUUGUGUCUGAAAUGAGCGAAGAAGAAAAGAGAUUAGAUAAAAUGAUGGAAGUAGAUCGUCAGAAUGCUAUUUUGAUACAAGAGGAAAUAGAGAAGAAACGUAAAGAGGAACAGUUGAUUGGUGCUGCUAAACUGAUGGAACAGAUUCAGGAAAAUGAACAAGAACAUUUAUUUGAAUUGGAAAAGAAAGAUCAAGAAAAUGUUCACAUGCAAAAAUACAUCGAAAAAUUGAUGGAUGAAGACAGACUUAGUUUAGAAAAGAAGAAAAACGAACAGACCUCCUUGAGAAGUGAAUUAAACAAGGCCAAUGAUGAAUUAUUAAAAAGAAAAGUUGUAAAGAAACAACAAGAACAAAUGGAAGAGCUGAAAGUCAUUGAGUAUCAGAAACAGAAGGCUGAAAGAGAAGCCAUCUUUGAAAAAGAACAAGAAAAGAAACGAAUUGAAAAGGAGAAAGAGGUAGCUAGAUUGCGAGCUUUGCAAGAGAGAGCUCGAGAUGAACAAUCUGAAAGAGAUGCUCUCCGAGCUAAACGAGCUCAAGAACAAGCUGAAAGAGAAUGGAGACAGAAAGAAGCUGAAGCUAUGAUGAAGAAGGCCAAUGUUGAAGCAAGCUUAAAACAAGCUCGAGCUAACCAGAUGAAUCAGAAAGAACAUUAUCUUGGUGUUCAAGCUCAACGCGAACGAAUUGAAUUUGAAAGAGUCCUUAAAGCUCAGAAAGAAUUAGUGGAGAAAGAAAAGGCUCACGAAGAAAGAUUAAGACGAGGCAGAUUGCUACAUGCUGAUGAUGUCAGAUCUCAGAUCAAUAUGAAGGAAAAACAUAAAAUAAUGGAAAGGAACCAGUUUUUCGAGGAGGGUGUAAAACUCGAUCAAGAGGCUAGAUUACGAAGACAGAAAUUAGAGGAAGUUAAACGUAACAAAUUACACGAAUUAAGGUCUGCUGGUAUCCCUGAGAAAUAUUUGGCUCAAGUGGAGAGGAAAGUGAACCAACCUCAACAUGUAGCAUCAUAA